AUGGAUACAGUCGAAUCCAAAGACAUUGCGACUGCGCAUGUCGACGAUGGAGAAUUUGCAAAGGGGUCUACGAGUAUGGAUGAGAAUGGCCGUUGGUGGAAUUGGCGAGUGAUUAUGAAUCUGAUUAUCAUCGGUCUGGCAAUGGGAUUAUUUGGCUAUGAUAACGCAUUUGCUUCACCUCUUGUCUCACUUCCGUUAUUUGUAGCGAGAUACCAAGGACCUGGCUUCCAAGGCGCAUAUGUAUUUACCGCUAGAAACUUGAAUCUUCUCAUCUGUAUUCCUCUAGUUGGAGCGGCUUGCGGCGCAUUUGCGGCCAUCUUUGCGCAGAAAUAUCUCGGGCGUAAGGGGACUUACUUGCUCGCUUAUGGGCUUCUUAGCAUUCCAGGCUCUAUAUUGCAACUGUUUGCCCCGAAUCUAGCAGCAAUGGUCGUUGGUCGCUUUAUAAACUACGUUGGAGUCAGCAUUCUCACAAACGUUUGCCCCGUCUACCUAUCCGAACUUACGCCUGCAAACUUUCGCGCACGAGCUGUCGGUCUCACAGUUGCAGGAAGCGGCGUCCUCUCCGUCAUCGCCACAGUCGCCGUUUGGGCCACCGAGAAACUCACGGAUCAAUGGCAGUACAAGAUCCCGCUGCUCAUACAGGCCGUCUUCCCCGGAGCUCUGGUAAUUCUGUCCCUUUUCCUAACGGAGUCCCCGAUCUGGCUACUCUCCAAGGGAAGACAAGACGAUGCGCGGAAGAAUUUGCUCCUCCUCCGGGGCGGCAACGCUGCCCUCGUGGAAAAAGAACUAAGUCUCGCGGCGGCUGCGCUGCACUCGCACUCUGAACAGGUCCAGGUUAAUGUGUGGGAGAUUCUUAAACUGGAGCAUCUUGAGAGAACUCUCACGGCGUCUGCGCCACUGUGUCUAAGUCAAGUCGGUGGCCAGAUUCUCGUCUCGACGUACUCGACGGUUAUUUUGUUACAAAGCGGUGUUGAUGACCCGUUCAAGAUCACAAUCAUCAUCUUUUUGCUGCAGUUUCUUGGAACACUUAUUGGGCCUUUUCUUCUUGACAUGACGGGACGACGACCAGUGGCUCUUGUGGGCUUUGUGCUUCUGCUUGUCAUUGAUGUGGUGUGCGGUGCUCUUGCUUGCGCUGGGCUGAAAACUGAGGGACAGAGAGUUGGGCUGGCUGCGCUGUGUAUAAUCUUCAGCUUUAUCAACUCGGUUUGCUUUCAGUCAAUUGCAUACGUUUUACCAACCGAGGUCCCGACAUCACGGCUUCGUGAGCCGACCAUGUCUUGGACUACGUUUUGGAGCUAUUCUACUGCCAUUAUUACUACGUUUGCCGUUCCGCAAAUUACUAGUCCAGAUGCGGCCAACCUUGGAGCCAAGGCUUUCUUGAUCUUUGGAGGCUGUAUGUUGAUUACGCUGGUUUGGGCAUAUUUUUACCUGCCGGAAACUUCGAACCGUACUCUUGCUGAAAUCGACGAGUUGUAUGCUGCAAAGAUUCCGAAACGGCAUUGGAAAGAAUACAAGUCGACUGCCAAUGAGGUUGACAAUGACUGCUGA
This is a messenger RNA of Pochonia chlamydosporia 170, 1548 nucleotides long. RefSeq names its product MFS transporter, SP family, general alpha glucoside:H+ symporter. Gene Ontology annotation, molecular function: carbohydrate:proton symporter activity. NCBI's taxonomy places the organism in Eukaryota, Fungi, Ascomycota, Sordariomycetes, Hypocreales, Clavicipitaceae. The transcript is spliced from 8 exons. The record is from RefSeq and is a predicted model, not a curated record. Gene Ontology annotation, cellular component: membrane. The coding region runs from base 1 to 1548 and encodes 515 amino acids. Gene Ontology annotation, biological process: carbohydrate transport; transmembrane transport.